This is a messenger RNA of Helicoverpa zea (corn earworm), 1097 nucleotides long. RefSeq lists its product as uncharacterized. The transcript is spliced from 2 exons. NCBI's taxonomy places the organism in Eukaryota, Metazoa, Arthropoda, Insecta, Lepidoptera, Noctuidae. The coding region runs from base 126 to 1097 and encodes 323 amino acids. The record is from RefSeq and is a predicted model, not a curated record.
AUAAUGCUUUUCUUUUUCUUUUAUUUAAAUUUGGAAUGAACUGUCAUAAUUUAGGUCACGUAAAAAAAUAAUUCUUUUCCGCCUUUCUCGCGUCUCUAAACACGUUGUAUUAUUAUAACAAAACUAUGUCUCAGGCUACGACAUCUGCUUGCUUUUUUGAACCGACUUUUCAAACAACAAAAAGAGGUGGGCGCAUGUUAUGUCGGGCUGGCUACACCUACAUAAUGAAAAGAGUCAAUAAAGACGCCUCGGAGCUAUGGAGGUGCACGAAUAAGAACAAAGCCAAGUGCAACGCAACUAUAAAAUUUAAGGUGAAUCCUUAUGUGAUCCUCCAUGAAACCGUUCAUAACCACGCCCCCAAAGAUGAAGCGGAGCUAACAAUAGAGGGGGAAAUGAACAUCUGUUCGGAGAGAGUGCAGAAAAACAUCAAUGUGCCGGUCACACAAAUUUUUGAAGAGUCCUUACAGACCCUGCAAGAUAAAGGACUCAAUUUCCUUAAACCACUGCCCAAUUUUCGGAACAUUAAAAAUAAAUUGUACAGGGUUAGAAAUAAGUCGCAAGGCGUCACCAAACUCCAAUUUCACAAAGCCUGCGAUCUGGAAGUGCCUACAAAUCAAAAUUUGUUAUUUGCUGAAUACAAAGAUAAAAAGAAGCGAAUCCUCGUUUUCGCAAAAAAAGAAAUGAUUAAAUAUUUGAAAGAAAGCUCAAAAUAUUUUAUGGACGGCACAUUCAAAAUUUGUCCAAAGUGUUUCUGCCAAGUGUACACUCUUCAUGCAGACAUUGGCAGCAAUGAAGAGUAUGUAAAUGUGGUUCCCGUACUAUAUGCAUUGCUUCCCGAUAAAACAAGGGCUACAUAUGAAAUUUUAUUUCAGAUGAUAAAAAGCCAAGUGAAAGAAUGGAAGCCUACACACAUUUCGAUGGAUUUCGAGGUAAGUGCCAUUUUAGCAAUAAGAAAUUUAUUUCCAGAUGUUAAAAUUGUUGGAUGCUAUUUUCAUUUUAAUCGUAGUUUAUGGCGAAAGGCAAAACAACUCGGGCUGAAUAAAUCAAAACUGUCUAUGAUACAUGUCAAACUGUGUGUCUGUGUGUUCAGGAACUAG